CGACACCCAGUGAAGGGCCAGCUCCUGCCUGCCUGCCUCGCACCUAGGGGAUUUGGCCCGGAGAGCGAGAUUACCCUCUCAAUGAAGGGCAGAUGUCCCUUUAAGGUUUGCUUUGCAGCCCGUGGACUUUAGCCUAAACACCGACCCGCGAAGUUGGCUUUAUUUGUCCAUGUCUCGGACAGAGCCUGGGAGGCUGCCAGUUUCAGACCAAGAGCGCGAAGGGGCGGGCGAUGUGGCAAUCCGUCUGGGAUGUGAAAACCUAGCAGCGUUCUACUGAAACCCAGGGAAUCGCUCCUCGGUGUCGCCUGGGGCUGCAGCUGGCUGGGGACCAGGACCAGGACCGGCAGAGGCAAUCCAAGUGGCCUAGAGCACACAGCGUCGGCGUGGGUGCUACCAGCUCCAGUCCCGUCCCGCCCCGUCCUGCCCGCGGACCCAGCGCGUCCGGGACCCGACGCUCCAGCCAUGGCCCCCGCGCGCCUCGCCAGCCCAGGGGUCGCUGUCGCCUGCUGCUGGCUCCUCAUGGUUGUUCUAGGCGUCUGUGAAUCAUUCAAUGUUGAUGUGAAGAAUUCAAUGAGUUUCAAGGGCUCAGUGGAGGACAUGUUUGGAUAUACAGUUCAACAAUAUGAAAAUGAAGAAGGAAAAUGGGUGCUUAUUGGUUCUCCUUUAGUUGGCCAGCCCCAAACCAGAACUGGAGAUGUUUAUAAAUGUCCAGUUGGGAGAGGUGGAUCAUUACCUUGUAUAAAGUUGGAUCUACCAGUGAAUACAUCAAUUCCCAAUGUCACAGAUGUAAAAGAGAAUAUGACUUUUGGAUCAACUUUAGUCACCAACCCAAAAGGAGGGUUUCUGGCGUGUGGGCCCUUAUAUGCUUAUAGAUGUGGACAUUUGCAUUACACAACUGGAAUCUGUUCUGACAUCAGCCCCACAUUCCAAGUGGUGAACUCCUUUGCCCCUGUACAAGAGUGCAGUACACAGCUGGACAUAGUCAUCGUGCUGGAUGGCUCCAACAGCAUUUACCCCUGGGAAAGUGUCACAGCUUUUUUGAAUGACCUUCUUAAAAGAAUGGACAUUGGUCCGAAACAGACACAGGUUGGAAUUGUACAGUAUGGAGCAAACGUAACCCAUGAGUUCAACCUCAAUAAGUAUUCAUCUACAGAAGAAGUACUUGUUGCAGCAAAAAAGAUCAGCAGGAGAGGUGGCCUCCAGACUAUGACAGCUCUGGGAAUAGACACAGCAAGGAAGGAGGCAUUCACUGAAGCCCGAGGUGCUCGAAGGGGAGUUAAAAAAGUGAUGGUUAUUGUGACUGAUGGAGAGUCUCAUGACUCCUAUGAUCUGAAAAAGGUCAUCCAAGACUGUGAAGAUGAAAACAUUCAGCGAUUUUCCAUAGCUAUUCUUGGCCACUAUAACCGAGGGAAUUUAAGCACUGAAAAAUUUGUGGCAGAAAUAAAAUCAAUUGCAAGUGAACCCACCGAAAAGCAUUUCUUCAAUGUCUCAGAUGAAUUGGCCCUUGUCACUAUUGUCAAAGCUUUGGGAGAAAGAAUAUUUGCCCUGGAAGCUACAGCUGACCAGUCAGCAGCGUCAUUCGAAAUGGAAAUGUCUCAGACCGGUUUCAGUGCUCAUUAUUCACAGGACUGGGUCAUGCUGGGAGCAGUAGGAGCCUAUGACUGGAAUGGAACAGUUGUCAUGCAGAAGGCCAAUCAAAUCAUAAUCCCUCAAAACACAACCUUUCAAGUCGAGUCUGCCAAAGAGAAUGAGCCUCUUGCUUCCUAUUUAGGUUACACCGUGAACUCUGCCACAGUCUCUGGAGAUGUGCUUUAUAUCGCUGGACAGCCUCGGUACAAUCACACAGGCCAGGUCAUCAUCUACAAGAUGGAGGAUGCAGAUGUCAAGAUUCUCCAGACACUCAAUGGAGAUCAGAUUGGUUCCUACUUUGGCAGUGUUUUAACAACAGUCGACAUUGAUAAAGAUUCUAAUACUGACAUUCUUCUUGUCGGGGCUCCAAUGUACAUGGGAACAGAGAAAGAAGAACAAGGAAAAGUAUACGUGUACACCCUGAAUAAGACAAGGUUUGCAUAUCAGAUGAGCCUGGAACCAAUUAAACAGGCUUGCUGUUCAUCUCUGAAGCACAAUUCAUGCACAAAAGAGAACACAAAUGAACCAUGCGGGGCUCGCUUUGGAACAGCGAUUGCUGCAGUCAAAGACCUUAAUGUUGAUGGGUUUAAUGACGUGGUGAUAGGAGCCCCCCUAGAAGACGACCACGCUGGAGCUGUGUACAUUUAUCAUGGCAGUGGCAAGACCAUAAGGAAAGAGUAUGCACAACGUAUUCCUUCAGGUGGGGAUGGCAAGACACUAAAAUUUUUUGGCCAGUCUAUACAUGGAGAAAUGGAUUUGAAUGACGAUGGUCUGACUGAUGUGACUAUUGGAGGCCUUGGCGGUGCUGCCCUCUUCUGGUCUCGAGAUGUGGCUGUGGUUAAAGUGACCAUGAACUUUGAACCUAAUAAAGUGAAUAUUCAAAAGAAAAACUGCCAUAUGGAGGGAAAGGAAACUGUGUGUAUAAAUGCUACAAUAUGUUUUGAUGUGAAACUAAAGUCUAAAGAAGACUCUGUUUACAAAGCUGAUAUGCAGUACCGUGUCACUUUAGAUUCAUUAAGACAGAUAUCACGAAGUUUUUUCUCCGGAACCCAAGACAGAAGGAUCCUAAGAAACAUCACAGUCCAAGACUCAGAAUGUACUAAGCACUCCUUCUACAUGUUGGACAAGCAUGACUUCCAGGAUUCUGUGAGGAUAACUUUGGAUUUUAAUCUCACUGAUCCAGAAAAUGGGCCUGUUCUUGAUGAUUCUCUACCAAACUCGGUACAUGAACAUAUUCCCUUCGCCAAAGAUUGUGGAAACAAGGAAAAAUGUAUCACAGACCUCACCCUGGCUGUAACCACCACAGAGAAAGACCUGCUUGUUGUCAGGUCCCAGAGCGACAAGUUCAAUGUCAGCCUCACUGUCAGGAACAAAAGGGACAGUGCCUAUAACACCAGAACAAUUGUGCAGUAUUCUCCGAAUCUCAUUUUCUCAGGAAUUGAGGGGAUCCAAAAAGACAGUUGUGAAUCCAAUCAUAAUCUCACAUGUAAAGUUGGCUAUCCUUUUCUGAGAACAGGAGAAAUGGUAACUUUCAAAAUAUUAUUUCAGUUUAAUACAUCAUAUCUCAUGGAAAAUGUGACCAUUCAUUUAAGUGCAACAAGUGACAGUGAAGAGCCUGCUGAAUCUCUUUCUGAUAAUGGAGUUAAUAUUUCUAUCCCAGUAAAAUAUGAAGUUGGACUACAGUUUUACAGCUCUGCAAGUGAGUAUCAUAUUUCAAUUUCGGCCAAUGAGACAAUCCCUGAAGUUAUUAAUUCCACUGAAGACAUUGGAAGUGAAAUUAAUAUUUUCUACAUGAUUAGAAAAAGGGGACAUUUUCCAAUGCCAGAGCUUCAGCUGUCGGUUUCAUUCCCCAAUUUGACGUCUGAUGGUUAUCCUGUCUUGUAUCCAACUGGAUGGUCCUCUUCCGAUAAUGCAAACUGCAGACCCCAGAGUCUUGAGGAUCCUCUUGGAAUCAACUCUGGAAAGAAAAUGAUCAUAUCAAAGUCGGAAGAUCUCAAACGAGGCACACUGCUGGACUGCAGUACGUGUAAGCUUGCUACCAUCACAUGCAAUCUUAUCCCUUCUGACUUGAGCCAAGUGAACAUUUCACUCAUCUUGUGGAAACCAACUUUUGUAAAAGCACAUUUUUCCAGCUUAAAUCUGACAAUCAGGGGAGAACUUUGGAGUCAAAAUGCAUCUCUGGUUUUAAGUAGUAGCAACCAAAAAAGAGAGCUUGCUAUUCAAAUAUCCAAAGAUGGACUCCCAGGCAGAGUGCCACUGUGGGUUAUUCUCUUGAGUGCAUUUGCCGGGCUGUUGCUGCUGCUCUUGCUGAUACUUCUUCUCUGGAAGAUUGGUUUCUUCAAAAGACCACUAAAGAAGAAAAUGGAGAAAUGAAAAUGUUUUUCAAGAGAAAAUGAAAAACAAUUACUCAAUGAUCCAUGUUCCUCAGGUUAGCCUCAAACAUGUGACAAGAAAUCUACAAAAA
This is a messenger RNA of Dipodomys spectabilis (banner-tailed kangaroo rat), 4093 nucleotides long. It is a transcript of the gene Itga1, whose product is annotated as integrin subunit alpha 1. The transcript is spliced from 29 exons. Gene Ontology annotation, biological process: cell-matrix adhesion; cell-cell adhesion; integrin-mediated signaling pathway. Bases 463 to 4002 code for a protein of 1179 amino acids. NCBI's taxonomy places the organism in Eukaryota, Metazoa, Chordata, Mammalia, Rodentia, Heteromyidae. Gene Ontology annotation, cellular component: integrin complex; external side of plasma membrane. Gene Ontology annotation, molecular function: integrin binding. The record is from RefSeq and is a predicted model, not a curated record.